Tympanuchus pallidicinctus (lesser prairie-chicken) is the source of this 1814-nucleotide messenger RNA. RefSeq names its product RNA polymerase III subunit C (gene POLR3C). Gene Ontology annotation, molecular function: single-stranded DNA binding. The transcript is spliced from 15 exons. Gene Ontology annotation, cellular component: RNA polymerase III complex. NCBI's taxonomy places the organism in Eukaryota, Metazoa, Chordata, Aves, Galliformes, Phasianidae. The record is from RefSeq and is a predicted model, not a curated record. Gene Ontology annotation, biological process: DNA-templated transcription. Bases 181 to 1785 code for a protein of 534 amino acids.
GAGAGCGCGGCGUCACGGCAGCACGACGAGACGGAGCGGGUAGAGCGGCACGUAGCCGCGGUCCUCCGGAGCGGCGGCGCCGAGGAAGCGGAAGUAGUCAUCUGGGCGCCGGAAAUGGUGUUCGCCGCGGUGGUCGCAUGGGUUUAAGCCGGGCCUCGCCGUGAUCCCAGCUGUGCCGCCAUGACGCAGGCGGAGAUAAAGCUGUGCUCCCUGCUGCUGCGAGAGCAUUUCGGGGAGAUCGUGGAGAAGGUGGGGACGUACCUGGUGAGGACGGGCAGCCAGCCGCUGCGGGCCAUCUGCGCCGACACCGGGCUGGCGCUGGACCAGGUGAGGAAGGCGCUGUGCGUCCUCAUCCAGCACAACCUGGCCGCCUACCAGCUGCAGAAGCGCGGCUGUGUGGAGUACGAGGCUCGGUGCCGCCGGGUGCUGCGCAUCCUGCGCUACCCGCGCUACAUCUACACGGCCAAGGCGCUGUACGGCGACACCGGGGAGCUGCUGGUGGAGGAGCUGCUCCUCAACGGCAAAAUGACGCUGAGCGCCGUGGUGAGGAAGGUGGCGGAUCGGCUGACGGAGACCAUGGAAGAUGGGAAGACCAUGGACUACGCGGACGUGUGGAGCACGUUUGUGCGCCUGGCGGACACGCACUUCGUGCAGAGGUGCCCGCAGGUCCCUGAAGGCACCCAGGGCCCCGAGGUGCCCCCCCCUGCUGCGCCCACCCUGGUGCUCAACGAGAAGGACAUGUAUGCUGUGCCCAGGCUGAACCUCGUGGGGAAGGGAAAGCGGAGGCGGUCGUGCGAUGAGGAGGAGAGCGGCGCCCCCAGGGCUAAGAAGCAGAAAUCGGAUGCAGGCGGUGAGGAGCCGCCCCCCGAUGACGGCAUUUAUUGGCAAGUGAACAUGGAGCGCUUCCACCAGCACUUCCGAGACCAGGCCAUCGUCAGCGCCGUGGCCAAUCGCAUGGACCAGCCCAGCAGUGAGAUCGUUCGCACCAUGCUGCGGAUGUCCGAGGUCACCACGGCGUCGGGCGCAGCUCACACGCAGCCGCUCUCCUCCCAUGAGAUUUUCCGUUCGCUGCCGCCGGGUUACAACAUCACAAAGGCGGUGCUGGAGCAGUGCCUGGCGCUGAUGGCCGACGACCCGCUGCAGUUCGUGGCGAAAUCCGGGGACAGCGGCGGCGGCACCUACAGCGUCAACCUGCACCGCGCGCUGCGCUCGCUGGCCACGGCGACGCUGGAGUCCAUCGUGGAGGAGAGGUUUGGUUCCCGCUGUGCGCGGAUUUUCCGCCUCCUGCUGCGGAAGCAGCACCUGGAGCAGAAGCAGGUGGAGGAUUUCGCCAUGAUCCCGGCCAAGGAGGCCAAGGACAUGCUGUACAGGAUGCUGUCCGAGAACUUCGUGGCGCUGCAGGAGAUCCCCCGGACCCCCGACCACGCUCCGUCCCGAACCUUCUACCUCUACGCCGUCAACGUGCCGUCCUCCGCCAGGAUGCUGCUGCAGCGCUGCUAUAAGAGCGUGGCCAACCUGAUGGAGAGGCGGCAGCACGAGACCAGGGAGAACAAGCGGCUGCUGGAGAAAUCGCAGCGCGUCGAAGCCAUCCUGGGCUCCAUGAUGGCCACCGGCGCUGAGCGCGCGCAGCUGCAAGAGAUCGAGGAGAUGAUCACGGCUCCGGAGCGGCAGCAGCUCGAGAGCCUCAAACGCAACGUCAAUAAGAUCGACGCCAGCGAGAAUCAGGUGGACGAAACCAUCUUUGUGCUCGAGUCGUUCAUCGAGAGCACCGUGAGGACGGCGUGAGCGGCGCUGGUGGGGCGCUGCGCGGGGGG